Messenger RNA from Phlebotomus papatasi, 4281 nucleotides. RefSeq names its product runt-related transcription factor 3 (gene RunxA). Gene Ontology annotation, molecular function: RNA polymerase II cis-regulatory region sequence-specific DNA binding; DNA-binding transcription factor activity, RNA polymerase II-specific; ATP binding. The coding region runs from base 367 to 2055 and encodes 562 amino acids. Gene Ontology annotation, cellular component: nucleus. The transcript is spliced from 5 exons. NCBI's taxonomy places the organism in Eukaryota, Metazoa, Arthropoda, Insecta, Diptera, Psychodidae. The record is from RefSeq and is a predicted model, not a curated record. Gene Ontology annotation, biological process: regulation of DNA-templated transcription.
CUUAAAAAAAGAACAAAAUAAAAAUGGAAUUAAAUGAAAAUAUAUUUGAUGAGCAAAAAGACACAAGAGACUGGCUGAGUUGAGUGAAAUAUAAAUGAUGUGCAAUGCGAGGAAGAAUAAUGAAGAAUCUGUGUUAAUAUUGUCAUGAACAAUCUGUUACAAUUUUAGUGAUUUAGGGGAGGAUUUUUGGUUGUGAGUUGCUCUGUUAUCCACCAAGUUACUGUCAAAAAGUGUAUUUUGUCAUAUUUUCCACAUCCUUCUGGCCUCGGGCUCUAAUUAAUUAAAGUGUCAACGAGAAGAAAUUGUCUGGAUAGUAAGAGAGGAGAAGCGUGAAAAUUGGUCGGAAGUUCGCAGGGAAAGCGAAGAAUGCACUUGACAGGAAACACAACGACAACAAGUGCUUCCACCGCAAAUGGAGCCACGGCUACGAGUGCCGCUGGCGGGGGAGCCGGUGCCACAUCUUCACCUGCCGAAGGUGGCACCUCCACUCCAUCGGCCGCCAGUCUCCUCAAUGACGCCUACACCAAAAUGACCAGUGACAUCCUGGCAGAGAGGACACUCGGAGACUUCUUGUCUGAGCAUCCGGGCGAACUCAUUCGCACCGGUAGUCCUCUCUUUGUCUGCACAGUCCUUCCGCCCCAUUGGAGGAGCAAUAAGACCCUCCCGGUGGCCUUCAAGGUAGUGGCUCUGGGAGACAUUGGCGAUGGCACGAUGGUGACUGUGAGGGCAGGAAAUGAUGAGAACUACUGUGCAGAGCUGAGGAACAGCACGGCCGUGAUGAAGAAUCAAGUGGCCAAAUUCAAUGAUCUUCGCUUCGUGGGACGAAGUGGAAGAGGAAAAAGUUUCACCCUCACAAUAACAGUUUCAACGAGUCCACCUCAAGUGGCCACCUACAACAAGGCCAUCAAAGUGACUGUGGAUGGACCUAGAGAACCCCGAUCAAAGACAAGGCAACAACAGCAGUUCCACUUUGCCUUCGGACAACGGCCCUUUCACUUUCCAACGGAUCCUCUCUCUGGUUUCCGGAUGCCACCCAUUGGGAAUUGUCAAAGUGAUCUGGGUACUGCAAAUUCUCAUUGGGGUUACGGAACAACGGGCCCGUAUUCACCCUACCUAACAGGAAGCACCCUGACGAGCUGUACAACCCCCACAGCUGCCCAAUUCAACAAUCCAGCCCUGGGAUUCACCUGCUCAACAGCUGACCAGAACACCUCGCAAGACUUCUCCGGCGGCAAUCGAGACUGCGUCCCAAUGCUUCCGGAUUCCACAGCAACGGAUUUGGAUCAGCAUCUGAGCAACUUGGUGGGUACACCGCCGACACCACAAAUGACCACGACACACCAGAGUCUGCUAGGCGGAAGUGGUGGUGGUACUCAGACACCCGGAAAUGCCUCAAAUGGUCUCCUAGUUCCUCGAUAUCAUGGCAACAGCUCCAACAAUGACUAUCACGUGCACUCCAGCCAAAAUGGUCCACGGAGUCUCAGUGAUUCGUCACAGGCAGAAUCCCCAGUUCAGGAUGACCUCCUGACCUCCAAUACGCCCAAUAUUGGCACAGCCGGGGCCACAAGUGGUGCCAAUGGUGCCAAUGGAGGUGGAGGCAAUCAGAAUUUCUCAGGGAUUGUAGUGAAUCAGUCCCAGAAUUCCUACGGGACGUCCACGGGAGGUUGCAAUGGCUCAAUCUACCCAGUUCUACCGGCCAGUUUGCUCUAUUCCCAACUCUAUACGGCCGCCAAUCAGACCCACUCCUUCCACACACACUCCCUCCAGACCCAUACCCAGAAUCCUGGCGUUGGGGAGCUGCAGACCGUGAUGGAUCAUAUAACGACUAGUGGAGGAUCUACUGGGGCUAGGCAUCACCACCAUCAGACUCUGAUGCCAGGAGCUACGCAUGCAGCUGAGCUGACGCUGGUGGGGACUUGUGGGGGCGCUGUGAGGGGAGGGGAGGAUGCGGUUGUGAGUGUAAGGGGAGUCGGGAUGGGACAGCGAGGGGCUCAGCCUCAGGGAGCUGGUGCUGGGCAAACUGACAAUGGGAAUUCGGUUUGGAGACCAUACUGAGGCCAACUACCUAAUGGGGAAGUCCCUUCAGGGACGGGGAAUCCGGGAAAUAGAAUGGGAAUCGCGUGAACGAACAAUUUACAGUCUGACCAAGGAUAAAUUGCAGUGCAUAGAAAAGGAUUAAUGUAAGUCAUUUUAAAAAUUAUUUCUUGUUCAACAUUUCAAAUCAGAAACAGAGGGAAAGAGAGAAAAAAUAAGCAGUAGUGGAUAUUCUUUGCAAAAACGAGGUUAUGUUGAAAAGUGAGGUUAUGUUGGGUCCUUUGCUAAAAAUACGUAUUAUCAAAGGAAAGUCUCUGAAGUUUUGCGCACGAAAUUAAGUUUAGCGCUUACUUCUUUAAGAGUCGUCUGAGAGGGAUUCCACUCAAAGUAAGGUUAUGUUAAUUCUAACCUUAAAAUCUGAAUUUUUCACGUGACAUAAAUCGUAAAAGCUUCCGAACGAAAUUCUACCAGCUGUGUUUAACGGCGUUAUCACACUUGCACAUUAAAAUUUUAAUGUGAUUCACAUUAAUUGUCGCUUGUGAGCGUCCAAAUAUGUUAUUUGUGUCUUUAAGUCACUUAAAAUUUGGGGUUUUUCUAUUUAUUUAUUAUACUUAAAAUAUUAUACUUAUUUAUUAAAGUAUAAAUAUUUUUCACAUUAAAAAAUUAAAGAGAAAAUCGCGUUAAUUUUUCGCAUUAAUGCUAUAAAUCAAUUUAUAUCAAAUUUUGCGGGUCAAUUCUACCUUUUUAUCAACAAAUAGAUCUAAUUUUGAAUAUAAAAUGAUUCAAACACACAAAUUAUACAUUUGGACUUUUACCAGCGACAAUUAAUGUGAAUCAUAUGAAAAUUUUAAUGUGCAAGUGUGAUAACACAAUAAUGUUAUGUUUCUUUUUAAUUAUUUAUUGCAACCAGGGGGAAGUAGGACACAUUUGAAUUGGGGCACCUAUAAAAUAAGGUAUUUAUCCUAUUUUUAAAUAAAACUGAACCUGAUCGUCAGAUAAUUUAGAUCCAGAAAGCUAUUCCGAAGAUAAAUUGCAUGACAAGUCCCAGUUUCAAUUAAAAAAAAAGGGAGAAAAAACUCAAUUUUAAAGAAGCCCCAAUUCAAGGGUGCCCCAUUUCUCCCUAAACCGAAAAACUAUUAAUUUUCAAGGUUUCUUGAUUUCACUGGAUUUUAACCUAAGGAAUCUAACCAUAGCAUCUUUCUUAAUUAUGUAAUUGACGAUUGAAAGUAUUAGACGUCAUUCUCUUAAUUGAUCAUGCAUUUUUGUUUUAAAAGUUUGAGGUUAUGUUGCAAAUAACCUCAAAAAUUCAAAUCAAAUUUUGUGGAGUUAAAUCUUCAAUUUUUCUGCCCAGGUGAACCUUACCUGAAUUAACUUAUAUAACUUACCCAUUACAAAAAAAAAAUAUAUAUAUAUAUAAAAGUCUUUUAAAUAAAUAAAAAUAUAACCAUAAAAUCAAGAGAGCGUCAUCUAAAUCAUCUAAAAAAAAUUCUAAUCGUUUUGUUUUUUUUUUUUAAAUUAAGAAGAAGAAUUCGUAGAUUUCAGAAUUAUUUGAGAAAUCAUAAACGUCACUCUGGAGUCCGAAAUUUCGAAAUUAAGAAAUAGUUUUUCUAGGUUAUGUGAUACUUAACCUGAAAUUUUCGAAUAAAAAAAACAAAACCAGCCUUAUUGAAUUAAAAAAGAAAAACUAUUUUUUUCUAAUGCUAUAAUUUGGAGGACUAUUUCUUAUCGCAAAACGCAUUAAUGUAAAGAAUAAGUAAUUUUUUUAAAUUAUUUAAAAAAUGUUUUAAGGUUUGAAUCGAAUGAACUUCUUUUUAUUUUAAAAUUGUUCUAAUACCGACUUUUAAAGCCAACUGAAGAAAUCAGAAUUUCACUUUUAUAAAAUAUUUUCAGGUUAAAAUUUGAACUUUUCCGUAUUUUGAAGACAAUUAGCAUGUUUUUUUAUUUAUCCAAUAAAAAAUUAUUUAUUAUAUUUACAGUUUACAGGGAAUUUCGGCUUAAGUGAAAACGAAUUGAAAGAAAUUGUUUUAAAUUGCCUGCUAUUGGGAGCUCCUUUAUAAAGUAAUUUUUGAAAUUCCUCUAAAUGUAUACAAAUAUUUUUUUCUCGCGGUACAUUUGAAAUGCAUUUCUUACGAACCAUUGGCGCUGAAAAUUGGUCAAAAAUGUUUUGCAUAUAAUUGGAUGAGGAAAAUGGCGUGAUAUGUAUAGAUAGGGGACUCUUCGGUGAUGGCAAGUAGAUUUGAAGUCACU